This is a messenger RNA of Closterium sp. Naga37s-1, 726 nucleotides long. Lineage: Eukaryota; Viridiplantae; Streptophyta; Zygnematophyceae; Desmidiales; Closteriaceae. The record is from the annotation of a GenBank genome assembly.
AUGACGGUCAUUACCAGUGCGAGCGGCCUGCUGGCCAUGCUCGACGAGGAGGAGCCGGCUCUCCGCGUGUACGCUCUCAAGAAUCUGAAUCUGCUCGUCGGCCAGUUCUGGGCCGAGAUCUCCGCGAACAUCUCCACCAUAGAGAGCUUGUACGAGGAUGAGACGUUCGACCAUCGCGAGCUGGCAGCGCUUCUGGCCUCCAAGGUGUUCUACUAUCUGGGCGAGCUCACCGACUCGCUCACGUACGCCCUUGGCGCGGGGUCGCUGUUUGACGUCUCGGAGGACUCAGAAUACGUGCAGACGCUCAUUGCCAAGUGCAUAGACGAGUACAUGGAUCUGAGUGUCAAGCGUGCCGACUCGCAUGACCCCGAUGUUGACUAUCCUCUUGACCCGCGCCUCGUGGCCAUCGUGGAGAGGAUGCUGGACAACUGCAUCGAGGAGCGUCAGUUCCAGCAGGCCAUCGGAGUGGCGCUGGAGUGCCGCCGCCUUGACAAGCUGGAGGCUGCCGUUGCCAGGAGUGGCAACUCGCGCUCCCUGCUCGCCUACUGCCUGCAGGUCUCGCACUCCCUUGUCAACCGCCGACAGUUCCGUCAGCAGGUACUGCACCCGUCUCUAUCCUCCUCCUUCUCUCACCCGCCCUCUAUUCACCCUGCCUCCCAUACGCCGCCCGUGGUGCACUUUAUUUGCCAGAGCAAAGUUGUGUUCUGGGACCUCUCAAACCUCUGA